CCUGCAGUCAGAGCUUCCUCUUCCUCUCCCGCUGCCGUGUCACGCGCAGAUAACCGAUUCUAAUCGGUGCUAUCGACCUGCUGUGGCCGGCGGACCGCAGCGUGUGCACCUGUGCGCAGCUGUGUGCAGCUGUGUGCAGCUGUGUGCAGCUGUGUGCAGAUGUGUGUGACUUUCAGGACUCCAGAAGUUUCUCCGACUGAAGGGCCUCCUGCGGACUCAUGGCAGCAGCAGACACAAAGCUGGGAGGGUCCGAGGAGUCCAGUCUGCGGUCUGAAGAGUCCAGUCUGCGGUCCGACGAGUCCAGUCUGCGGUCCGACGAGUCCAGUCUGCGGUCUGAAGAGUCCAGUCUGCGGUCCAAGGAGUCCAGUCUGCGGUCUGAAGAGUCCAGUCUGCGGUCCAAGGAGUCCAGUCUGCGGUCCUGGGAGUCUGAGCUGACCUCCGUCCAGCACUCGCUGAAGUUCGUGGCGCCGCUGAAGGAGGAGUUUGUCUGUCCGGUCUGCAGAGGAGUCGUGCUCAACCCGCAGCAGAACUCCUGCGGACACAUCUACUGCUUCCUCUGCCUCCAAAAACUGCUGGAGAGUUCUUCAGCGUCCGGUCCAGUCUGUCCCGUGGACGGAGCCGUCAUCACACCAGCUGAGGUUUUCCAAGACAACUGCUGCAAACGAGAAAUCUCCAGUUUAGAAGUGUACUGCACCAACUCCCCAGAAUGCACCUCUGUCGUCACGUUACGCCACCUGCAGGACCACCGGAGCUGCUGUGAGUACGAGCGGCUGCCGUGCGGUAACCCCGGCUGCAGGGCCGUGCUGCAGCGGAGACAGCUGCAGGAACACCUGAGCGUUACCUGUCCUCACCGCGCCGAGCCCUGCCCGCACUGCCAGCAGCCGCAGAGACUCCGCCUCCUGCAGGAUCAUGUGCAGAGCUUCUGUCCCGAGGUGCAGGUGGACUGUCCAAUCGGCUGCUCCCUGAAGGUCCCCAGACACAAGCUGGCUGAACACAGAGAGGCGUGUCCAGAGCUUCACGUCGACUGUUCUUAUAAGAAGUUCGGCUGCUCCGUGAAGGACAGGAGACGCAACGUUAAGCUGCACGAAGACGCCGCUGUCGCUCAUCACAUGCUGCUGGUCCUGAGGAGCAACACACACCUGGAGCAACAGGUGGAGGUUCUCCAGGAGGAGGCGCUGCUGAGGCAGCAGGAAGUGCAGACAGACAGUUUGCUGCUCGCUGCUCUGCAGAAGAAGAUGCGCCCGCUGCAGCAGCAGAACAGCAGCCAUGAACACCUGGUCUCUGCAGCUCAGAGGGCACUGUGCAGGCAGCAGGAGGUCCUAUCCUCCGUCCAGCAGGUUUCUCGGGGACUCGGUGGUCUGGAGGAUCUGGAGGAACUCAGGAAGUCUCUGGAUGCUGCGAUCCAGGAAGUGUCUGCAGCCGAGGCCCUCAGAGAACACCUGGGAACUUUGGGGGAGAAGCUGAAGCAUCACUCGGGUCUCCUGGAUCUCCACGCCGCCACGCUCGGUCACAACAAGCAGCGCCUGCAGGAGCUCGAGGCCACGUCGUACGACGGCAGACUGAUCUGGAAGAUCGAGGAUUUCGCGAACAGGAGGGAAGCUGAGGUCAAAGGUCAGCCUCCGUGCCUGAGCAGCGUGCCCUUCCAAACCGGACGCUGCGGCUACAAAAUGGCCUCCAAGGUCUAUCUGAACGGGGACGGCGAGGGAAGAGGGACACACCUGUCUCUGUAUGUGGUCCUGAUGCCGGGAGACUUUGACGCUCUGCUGCCGUGGCCUUUCAGACAGACCGUGUCUCUGUCCGUUCUUGAUCAAAGCGGCGCCGCUAACCACCGGAGUCUCAGCUUUAGACCCGACCCGGCAUCCAAAAGCUUCCAGCGCCCCGCUGCCGAGUCCGUCAGCAACGUGGCCGUUGGGUUUUCAUGCUUCAUUCCUCUCGACCAGCUCGCUGCGUACGUCGAAGACGACACGCUGUUCGUCAAAGUGAAGGUGGACAUGGCAGGUUUAGAGCAUCUGUAGGCUUCUGUCCUCUAUGUCACUGGUUCUAAAAUGGGGGUAGGUGUCCCCCUAGGGGUACUUUGGAGGACUGCAGGGGGUACGUGUCCCCCUAGGGGUACUUUGGAGGACUGCGAGGGGUAGAUGCACUCCAGUAAUGUUUGCAGAGAACCUCACCUCCUGAAGAAAGCUCAGCUGAUCCCCCAGGUUCACCUCUCUCUGAAUCUUCUGCAGGUGAAGGGACAUCUAGGAUCACAGCUAGCACAACAACCAGUGAAACACAGACACAGAGCCUGCAGUAGGAAAG
Perca fluviatilis (European perch) is the source of this 2298-nucleotide messenger RNA. It is a transcript of the gene traf5, whose product is annotated as Tnf receptor-associated factor 5. NCBI's taxonomy places the organism in Eukaryota, Metazoa, Chordata, Actinopteri, Perciformes, Percidae. The transcript has 13 exons. Gene Ontology annotation, biological process: tumor necrosis factor-mediated signaling pathway; regulation of canonical NF-kappaB signal transduction; protein K63-linked ubiquitination. Gene Ontology annotation, cellular component: plasma membrane signaling receptor complex. Bases 219 to 2015 code for a protein of 598 amino acids. The record is from RefSeq and is a predicted model, not a curated record. Gene Ontology annotation, molecular function: zinc ion binding; thioesterase binding.